CACUUGGCAUUCCCGAACGGGAAAACUGAAGUGGGACGAAGCGGAGGCUUUUCUUCCGCUUUGGCUAUUCGAAACUACUUUUGCUGGGGUAAAGGUAGAAGUAGAACAAACAAAACGGUGAAGCUAAAGAUUUAAAAUUAUGGCAACUCUCUCCCUCUUCGCCGCAAGCUCACUGCCAUUUUGCUUCUCGCCCGCGAGCCGCUGACGUCUUCUUCGAUGCGAUCUCGGAAGAGUGAAGGAAGCAGGGCUAGCAAAGAGGUGUUGUGAUUUAUCGGUGAGGCGGCAGCGGUAAUUGAGGACGCGGAGUUGAAGAAAUCAGCGAUCGGAGGAAGCGGUUUCUGGUGGUGGUGAGAAGCAGGGCGGACUCCAAGAUGUUGGCCUGUAUCGCCUGUUCCAAGCACGACCCGGAAGAUGGCGGGGACGACACCGCCGCGCGUGCGCCCACCAAUCCAAGCUCCAAAGACCCCGUCAGAAGCCUCACUUCUCAGUUGAAGGACAUGGUGUUGAAGUUCUCCGGCACGCAUCGACAUUGCAAAGGUGGUAGUAGCUCUUCGUUCGGAAAGAGCAAGACCCUGCAUCAUCACCAGUUUCGCGACCGCAGCACCUACCUUGACAAAGACGUGGCCUCCGACGCUGGCAGCCAGUAUGACUUCAUCCGGGCGGCAGCCAGCUCGAGCUCGACACCCGCAUGGGAUUUCUCAAGUUAUAGCAAUGACAACGUGGGGCAGUACGAGGAAGAGGGCUCCAGUUACGGGGGCAAGUGGAUUCAGCAGCAGGUGGAGGAGGACGCAGUGGUGGUGGAUGAGGAAGGCGAACCCAAGGAGUGGAUGGCGCAGGUGGAGCCGGGCGUCCACAUCACGUUCGUGUCCCUCCCAGGCGGCGCUGGAAACGACCUUAAACGCAUCCGGUUCAGCCGGGAGAUGUUCAACAAGUGGCAGGCGCAGAGGUGGUGGGGGGAGAACUACGAUAGAAUCAUGGAGCUGUACAACGUGCAGCGAUUUAGCCGUCAGGCUUUCCCAACUCCGCCCAGAUCCGACGACGGCGAGAGGGAAUCAUCGCCGCCAUUCUACACCAGGGAUAGCCAAAGCAGCCCUGUCAACCUGCCUCCAACCGGCAAAGAGCGACUCAGCAAAAGCACGUACGGGCCACCGUCCACCUCCGGGAGAGGGGCCUACUGCCCGCCUGUCCCAGAUCCUUCCCAACAUCUCCUCCUCCCACAGUACUUCUAUCCUGCGGCCUUCGCCACUGCUCCCGCAGCCGGUGUGAAGGGAGAAUGCUCCUCCAUGGACGCGUCGAGAACCACCACGUCCUCCAGAGCCUCCGUCUCCAUCAGCAAUGCCAGCGAUCUCGACGUGACUGAGUGGGUGGAGCAAGACGAACCCGGCGUGCGCAUCACCAUCCGUGAGCUGCCAGAUGGCACCCGAGAGCUUCGCCGUGUCCGAUUCAGCCGAGAACGGUUCGGGGAGGUGCGCGCUAAGCUGUGGUGGGAAGAGAACAGAGAAAGAAUACAAGCUCAGUACCUUUGAUGGGAGGCUCCCGAACAGGUAAAACAUACCUCUUUAACAGCUGCUGACCGUGAUAACCCGGAGGACCGACGCCGAUCUGCCUCACUUAUAUAAAUAUAAUUACAUAGAAAUGUACGUUGCUCCUGUCAAUCUAAUCUAAGGUCAUAGUUUGCUUAGGCUA
Musa acuminata subsp. malaccensis (wild Malaysian banana) is the source of this 1686-nucleotide messenger RNA. RefSeq names its product protein BREVIS RADIX-like. NCBI's taxonomy places the organism in Eukaryota, Viridiplantae, Streptophyta, Magnoliopsida, Zingiberales, Musaceae. The record is from RefSeq and is a predicted model, not a curated record.